Messenger RNA from Arabis nemorensis, 504 nucleotides. The record is from the annotation of a GenBank genome assembly. NCBI's taxonomy places the organism in Eukaryota, Viridiplantae, Streptophyta, Magnoliopsida, Brassicales, Brassicaceae.
AUGGACACGUUCCUACGAUGGGCAGCAGAGCUUGGCGUUUCAGAUUCAAUUAAUUCUUCUCGAUCUCACGAUUCGUGUCUCAGCCAUUCCCUUUCCAUCGCCGACUUCCCUCUCGCAGCGGUCCCGAGAAACGCUUUGAUAACUACAAAAUCCAUGGUCGCUAAAGAUGAGAAAUUGAGGAAUGGGGUUAAACUCUUUCUGCGACUCAGCAAGGCGAAGGACUCUUUUUGGUAUCCAUAUUUGGUGCAUUUACCCCGUGACUAUGAUCUCUUGGCUACAUUCGGAGAAUUCGAGAAGCAAGCAUUACAAGUUGAAGAUGCUGUUUGGACUACAGAGAAAGCCAUAGCCAAGUCUCAGUCUGAGUGGAAGGAAGCUGGUGCGUUGAUGAAGGAGUUAGAUCUCAAGCCGAAGUUUCAGAGUUUCCAAGCAUGGCUUUGGGCUUCUGCAAUUAAAUUAUGUGUCGGCAAAAUCUACCACAAGAAGUCACAAGGCUUUGGAAACUAG